Messenger RNA from Euleptes europaea (tarantolino), 1177 nucleotides. It is a transcript of the gene SLC35A3, whose product is annotated as solute carrier family 35 member A3. The transcript has 8 exons. Gene Ontology annotation, molecular function: UDP-galactose transmembrane transporter activity. The record is from RefSeq and is a predicted model, not a curated record. The coding region runs from base 79 to 1059 and encodes 326 amino acids. Lineage: Eukaryota; Metazoa; Chordata; Lepidosauria; Squamata; Sphaerodactylidae. Gene Ontology annotation, biological process: pyrimidine nucleotide-sugar transmembrane transport. Gene Ontology annotation, cellular component: Golgi membrane.
GGGGCGGCACCGGGGAAGAGGCACCCGGAAGGGAAGCGCGCCAGGCUCCCCGCGCGGCAGAAAAGCGAAAGUCAAGCUAUGUCAACCAACUUAAAGUACCUUUCCUUGGGGAUAUUGGUCUUCCAGACAACAAGCUUGGUCUUAACUAUGCGUUACUCUCGGACACUGAAAGAGGAAGGACCCCGUUAUUUAUCUUCAACGGCAGUAGUUAUUGCUGAGCUUAUGAAGAUCAUGGCCUGCGUUUUGUUGGUUUACAAAGACAGCAAGUGCAAUUUAAGAGCACUCAACAGAGCGCUACAUGAUGAAAUCCUUAACAAGCCAAUGGAGACCCUUAAGCUUGCUAUUCCAUCAGGGAUUUAUACACUACAGAAUAACCUCCUGUAUGUCGCCUUGUCAAAUCUAGAUGCAGCCACUUACCAGGUCACGUAUCAGCUGAAAAUUCUUACCACCGCAUUGUUCUCUGUUUCCAUGCUCAGUAAAAAAUUAGGGAUGUAUCAAUGGCUUUCAUUAGUGAUUUUGAUGACUGGAGUUAUAUUUGUACAGUGGCCAACUGAAUCACAAGUGGGAGCCAUGAAAGAACUUUCAGCAGGAUCCCAGUUUGUGGGCCUUGUGGCAGUCCUUAUCGCCUGCUUUUCAAGUGGAUUUGCGGGAGUUUAUUUUGAAAAAAUCUUGAAAGAAACAAAACAGUCAGUAUGGAUUAGGAAUAUUCAGCUGGGAUUUUUUGGCAGCAUAUUUGGAUUGAUGGGUGUGUAUAUUUACGAUGGGGAACCGGUAUCGAAGAAUGGUUUUUUCCAGGGUUAUAACAACCUCACCUGGAUAGUUGUAGUUCUGCAGGCACUUGGAGGCCUUGUGAUAGCUGCUGUAAUAAAAUAUGCAGACAACAUUUUAAAAGGAUUUGCGACAUCUUUGUCUAUUAUAUUGUCAACGUUAAUCUCAUAUUUCUGGCUGCAAGAUUUUGUCCCUACAAGUGUCUUUUUCUUUGGAGCUGUUCUUGUAAUAGCGGCCACAUUCCUAUAUGGGUAUGAUCCAAAGCCUGUGGGGAAUACUGUGAAAGCAUAGCAGACUCUUCCAUGCCAGCCUGUUUUGCCAAGACUGUUCAUUCAAGGACCUCCAAAUAACUCUGUACGGAGCACUUCACCAAGCACUGGAACAAAAGAGUUUACACUGUAUUUGAAGA